Trichechus manatus latirostris (Florida manatee) is the source of this 501-nucleotide messenger RNA. Its product is annotated as cysteine-rich secretory protein 2. The record is from RefSeq and is a predicted model, not a curated record. NCBI's taxonomy places the organism in Eukaryota, Metazoa, Chordata, Mammalia, Sirenia, Trichechidae. Gene Ontology annotation, cellular component: extracellular region. The transcript has 6 exons. Bases 1 to 501 code for a protein of 166 amino acids.
AUGGCAAUUACUAACAAGCACAAUGACCUAAGGAGGAUGGUAAAUCCCAGUGCUUCCAACAUGCUGAAAAUGACAUGGAAUGCCGAAGUUGCAAAGAAUGCUAGAAACUGGGCAAACAAGUGCACCCUGCCUCACAGUCCUCCAAAUCAACAACGAACUAUUGCUCAUUGUGGGGAGAAUUUAUUUAUGUCCAGUCAUCCUAAAUCAUGGUCUGAUGUAAUCCAGAGUUUAUACGAUGAAGUCAAAUAUUUUAAAUACGGAUUUGGAAGUACCAGACCAAAUACUACAACUGGCCAUUACACUCAGCUUGUUUGGGCCACUUCCCACCAGGUUGGCUGUGCAUUAGCCUAUUGUCCCCAGCACCCCUUACGGUAUUACUAUGUUUGCCAGUAUUGUCCCGCUGGGAAUGAUGUAACAACCAUCAAGACCCCAUAUAAAAAAGGAAAACCAUGUGGAGACUGCCCUAAUCACUGUGACAAGGGGCUUUGCACCAAUCCCUGA